GCUCCAGCCCCGCACCUCCCGCGAUGGCCCCGGCCAUCUGCACUCGCCUAGGCCGCAUCCUCUGGCUUGCCUGCCUCCUGCCCUUAGCACCGCCGAGGGUGGCUGCAGGCCUGUAUGAACUCAGUCUCACCACCGACGGCCCUGCCACCACAGGAGCAGAGGUGACCAUCUCAGCCAGCCUGGAGGCCAAGGACAAUGGCAGCUUGGCCCUGCCUGCUGAUGUCCAUGUCUACCGUUUCCUCUGGAUCCACACCCCACUGAUGCUCACUGGCCAGGUGGAGGAGGACCGCAGCUCAACCAUCAGCGUGGUGGGCAACGUGCCUGGGGACUUCCCAGUCUCUGUCUGGGUCACUGCUGCCAACUGCAGGAUGUGUCAUCAGGUGGCCAGGAGCUUUGUCGUUGUCUCCAUCACAAAGUUCCUCAUGGGGAACAUCGUGGUCUCUCAGAACACCUCCCUGCCCUGGCCCAGCUCCUACCUCACCAAGACAGUCCUGAAAAUCUCCUUCCUUCUCCAUGACCCAAGCAACUUCUUCAAGUCUGCCUCCUUUCUCUACCGCUGGGACUUCGGAGAUGGGACCCUGCUGGUGACGGACAACUCCGUGGUCUAUUAUAACUAUUCAGUCAUUGGAACCUUCACGGUGACGCUUAAGGUGGUGGCUGAGUGGGAGGAGGUGAAGCCAGAUGGCACUACAAAGGGCAUUGUGCAGAAGACCGGCAACUUCUCCACCUCGCUGAAGCUUCAGGAAACCCUUCGAGGCAUCCAGGUCUUGGGACCUACCCUAAUUCAGACCUUCCAAAAGAUGACUGUGACCUUGAAUUUCCUGGGGAGCCCCCCUCUAACUGUGUGCUGGCGGCUCAAGCCCGAGUGCCUCCCACUGGAGGAAGGGGAGUGCCACCCUGUGUCUGUGGCCAGCACGGCUUACAACCUGAGCCAUACCUUCCGCGAUCCCGGGGACUACUGCUUCAGCAUUCGGGCUGAGAACGUCAUCAGCAAGACGCAUCAGUACCACAGGAUCCAGGUGUGGCCUUCCAGACUCCAGCCGGCUGUCUUUGCUUUCCCGUGUGCCACGCUUAUCACCGUGAUGCUGGCCUUCAUCAUGUACAUGACCCUGCGGAAUGCCACUCAGCAGAAGGACGUGGCGGAGGUGGCUGAUUUUGACUUUUCCCCUAUGUCUGACAAGAACCCGGAGCCGCCCUCUGGGGUCAAGUGCUGCUGCCAGCUGUGCUGUGGGCCCUUCUUGCUGGAGUCAUCAUCUGAGUACCUGGAAGUUGUCCGAGAGAACCAUGGGCUACUCCCGCCCCUCUACAAGUCUGUCAGAACGUACACAGUGUGAGCACCCCACCCCAGCCCGUAACUGUGUUCACUGAUGGCCAGACUGGAGCUUCAGGCAGGGUGGUGUGUCACUGAGAAGGAGAGACCAUGUGGCCAAUUGCCCAUCCAUCUGUACAGUCUGGCUGCUGCCGCGAGACCCUUGCAGCCACCUCCCCAGCCAUCUGCCCAUCUGUAUAGUGCAGCCACUGCUGUGAGCCUCUCUCGGGCAGCCCCACCCCACCCUGUGCCAAACAGGACUCUGACACUUGGUGUGUUACCUUGGGAUUCUCCCACGGUGCCUGGCUGCCCCUCACCCAUUCCUCUCCCAUUGGCAUAUCUGCCAUCGGGGGCUCACAGUGCCCUUCCUGGGGAAGCCAUGUCUGUGCCAGAGCUAGGAAGGAGUUCACAGAUGGUCCAGGAUGCAUAGCGAAAGGUUGUGCAGGCAGCUGGGCGCACCCUCAGAGAGAAGGGCGUAUGUGUGCGCAUGCACACACGCACACACACGCGCGCGCGCACACACACACACACACCACAGAGAUACACACUUGUCAUGGAUCAUCUCCAUGAUUCACUCUGUAUCGGUGAAUUGCUAUUGCUGCAGAGCACUUGAACUAGAACUCAGAUGGCAGAACUAGAACUCAGGUGACACCUGAGUUCCCCCUUGGCCCUCCAUCUCCUGGGUUGGGCUCUCCCUUUAUGUUUCAUCCCUGCCUCUCCUUGUCCCCAUUUUUUUUUUUUUUUUUUUUUUUU
Messenger RNA from Fukomys damarensis (Damara mole-rat), 2062 nucleotides. RefSeq names its product transmembrane protein 130 (gene Tmem130). The coding region runs from base 24 to 1334 and encodes 436 amino acids. NCBI's taxonomy places the organism in Eukaryota, Metazoa, Chordata, Mammalia, Rodentia, Bathyergidae. The transcript is spliced from 8 exons. The record is from RefSeq and is a predicted model, not a curated record.